Messenger RNA from Pararge aegeria (speckled wood butterfly), 1792 nucleotides. RefSeq lists its product as uncharacterized. Gene Ontology annotation, molecular function: DNA binding. Lineage: Eukaryota; Metazoa; Arthropoda; Insecta; Lepidoptera; Nymphalidae. The record is from RefSeq and is a predicted model, not a curated record. The coding region runs from base 203 to 1273 and encodes 356 amino acids. Gene Ontology annotation, cellular component: transcription regulator complex; nucleus. The transcript is spliced from 2 exons. Gene Ontology annotation, biological process: regulation of transcription by RNA polymerase II.
AGUUAGUGUGGUUUUACAGUGACGCUUUCGCCAGCGCAGUUGGUAAGCGUCGCGGGCCACGAGCUUUGCGUCUCAUGGAUCAUUACAUAGUCACGCGGAUGGCCCGCGUUGACGGCAAUUCAGCCGCGCUUUUCAACCGCGUGCGGGCGAGGAGUCAUUGUGUUCAGUGUGCGUUGCACAGUCUCGCCGGUCGGACGCGCGCAUGCGUACCGUCGUCGCCAAAAUGAAUGCGAAUUAUAUCGAUACGGGUCGAUUGAUUGAAGAAGUUCGCUUUCGACCGUUGCUGUGGGAUCCAUCGAACGAAUUAUACAAAAACAAAGACGCAAAAAAUAAGGCUUGGGAAGAAGUUGGAGAAGCAAUCUUUGGAGAAAAUUACAUAAAGAAAGACAAAGAUAAGCUUUUACGUCAAAGAUGGAAAUCUGCAAGAGAUGGAUAUUUCAAAACCAAAGCUAAUAUGAAAAAAGCACCAUCUGGUAGCGGGGCAAAAACCGUUACAAAAUACAUUUAUUUCAAAGAAUUAAACUUUCUUGAUCGUAUCACUGAAAACGAAGUUUCAGAAUCUAUGUACAACAUUAAUGAACAAUCAAGUUCAUCUGAAACAAUAGCUCACGUAGUAAAUAACGACGAAAUUUCUGGCUCUUCUCAAAACAGUUCUACUCCGGUGGCUGACCAAGAUAAACCAACAUGGACUCGGAAGAGGAAACAUGAACGGGUACAAGAGAACUCCGCGUUUGAGAAAAAGUUGGUAGAUUUGUUAGACAAAAAUAUGCCAGACAUAAGCUCUGACGAUUUGUCAUUUUUUAAUUCUCUAGGUCCAAUACUAAAAUCUUUUAACAGUUAUAAAAAACUAUUAUUUCGUUCCAAAGUAUUGCAAAUCGCCAUGGAUCUCUCCGCGCCAACUUCAAGUGGCACUACGUCGACGUCCAACAUCUUGUCACCAGAACAUAACUCAAAUUCUACUACAACAUCAACAACCAAUCAUUCUAAUGAUACUACUACGCAACGAGGUUAUCAAUCAGCAAGUCAAUAUUACACCGUCAUGUCACCAGAAAAUGAUUCUAAUUCUUCUGUAAUGUGUGCAACCAAUUCAUCAUAUUUUUCAAACCAAACGCUACCAGUCAACGAAUCAAUGUCUAGUACCACCACUCAGCAAGGCUAUCAAACAGCAAAUCAAUAUGAUCCUCAUUCAACAGUCAAUAAUUCUGUUCAGCAAAGCUGUGAAGAAAUACAGCACUUUCCAAAUAUUGCAUCAGAAAACGACAAUUUCUAUUAAUUACAUUUCAACGAGUUUUGUUUUUUUGAUUGUUUAAAUUUUCUAAAUAAAGUAAUUACUAAAAAUUAAAUAGUAUUUUUCAUGCCACUUACCUUAAGGUAAUCGCCAACUUUUCAACUGGUUCUAUAGGUGCUCGACGUAAACUUGAUCUUUUUAAAUUAUGUUCUAUCUUGCAGAGUAAUUCAUUAAAUGUUGUUAUAGACAGACGAAAAUGUUUAAAGAACUUGUCACUAUGUUCUCUUAAAUCCGCAAACGAUGUAGAGAACGCGCCUCUCAGCAAUCUAGUGGCAUUGUAAGGAUGUACUUGUAUACGUCGUCGUCGUUGCCUUUUUUUCCAUAAGUAAUAUAGUAUAAUAAAUACGAGAAGUCUCAUCACGACUGUAUGAGCCGGCAAACCGAUCACGACUGUACGAGGCGGCUAACCGCGCGACUAGCUUUAAACUAGUUUUAUAGUUUCGAGCGGGUCAUCCGCGCGCUUACCACCCGCGCGGACAGUAAGCGUCACUGUAAAACCACACU